UCAAACUCCAAUUCUCGGAAGUCCAAUUUUCCUAUAAGUAGUCAGCAGCAAAGUUUGCCAUAUCUACUUGAUGGCUGCGUUUCAACAUAUGGCUCGAUUUUCGAAAUUCACUUCUCCAAUCACCGCCUACGGUUUCUUCUCCAGACGGAUGUCCCGAUUCGUCAAGCCCGAUGGAGAUGGUGGAGUUCUCGUUGACAGAAGGGCGUUGAUUUUGCAGUUAGAAGCCGAAGGUAUCCCAAGAACGCUUUCCAAAAAGUAUGCAGACAUAGUAGCUUCUACUUUGGAAGAAAGUCAUCGGAAUGGUUUAAAUAUUGUUAAGCAGGAAGAUUUGCUGUGCCAAGUCAAAAACCAUCGCAACAAUAUUAUAAAUGAGUGUCAUAAUCUCAGGAAUGGUCUUAAGAUAACGAGCGUGGAAAUGAGAAAUGCGGCUGCUGCCGAGCCUACUAGUGAUGAAACAGAUUUGGAGAUGAAAAAACCGAGGCCCAGUUUCGAAGAGGCAGCACCGCGCGCAUUUAGGCGGACUCUGGGGUUCGUAUCCUUAUAUGUUGUUAGUUUUGCUGGUCUCAUCGGUGUUGUCCGUACACGUAAGAAUCAUGGUGUUUAGAUUCACGCCCGUCCGUCUUAGAUAACGUGUAUUUCAGUUUUUAUCUUAGAUUAUAUGUAUGUAUCUCUAUCUCUAAUUUUCAAUUUUAAUAUUGUAGUGUGCUUAUUUAAAUAAAUCUGUAAAUAUAUUCCUCUGGUUUGCAAAAAUAUUUUUUUCGUCUUUAA
Messenger RNA from Erythranthe guttata (spotted monkey flower), 768 nucleotides. RefSeq lists its product as uncharacterized. NCBI's taxonomy places the organism in Eukaryota, Viridiplantae, Streptophyta, Magnoliopsida, Lamiales, Phrymaceae. The record is from RefSeq and is a predicted model, not a curated record.